CUCGUUGGAACGGAACUAAUGGGUUCAAUGGAUGCCACGGCGAUACCGUAAGCCUGUUAAUGCUAGUGCGUUGAGCUAGCGUUGACCGAUAAUUUCGCGCCUUAACUCAAACGUGCGCGAACGGUGGGCUACGCUGUGCCCUAAUAAGCCAGGCACUCGCGCAGCCGGCGCGUCCACCACCAUGUUCCUCUCCCCCGUGCCCGGUUCGCCGGCCGAGGAACAGCCUCCUCCCGCGGCGGACUUUUACCCGCAAGCGAAGCUGGGGUUUGGCGGCCUCUCGAUGGACGACGAGGGCGACGCGCGCAUGAGCUCGCCGCUCGCGACGCGGCCGCUCAAGCGGAACAAGCUCGCGACGCCGCGCGACAAGGGGACGCCCGCCUCGCGCGCCUCGACGGCGACGGACGGCGUCGACAGCGACGCGAGCGCGGGCGCGGCGUCGGACGACGACGAGUGCGGGGGCUUCUCGCUGCGCGUGCCGCGCGACGGCGGCGCGGGGCCCGCGCGGAGCCUCUUCGGCCGGCGCGAGGGCGGCCCCGGGCGCGAGGCGCGCGACGCGCCGCCGCCGGCGAACGUGAACCCCUUCGCCCCCCGCGACCUGAACCGCUGCGACUCGAUCGACACGAACAGCGGGUCGUGGACCUUCGACGGCGGCCUCAAGCCGGCGCUCGCGGCGCCCGCGGCGCCGCGGCGCGGCGCCGCCGGCGCCCGCCGCGACGCGGCGGCCGACGCCUCGUCGCGCUUCCGCAACGACUUCGAGGUCGUGCGCGAGAUCGGCGCCGGGUCGUUCGGGACCGUGCGCAAGGUCCGGUCGCGCAUCGACGGCUGCCUCUACGCGGUCAAGUCGACGCACGCGCGGCCCCGCGCGAGACGUCGGAAACGAGGCGCCGCCCGAACCUUCGAACGCCCGCGCAGGCGCAGUUCCGCGGCCAGCUGCACCGCGACCGGACGCUCAAGGAGGUCUUCGCGUUGGCCGCCCUCUCCGCGCGCGACGAGGGCGCCGAGGGCCUGCGGCACAUCGUGCGCUACUACCAAGCCUGGAUCGAGGACGAGCGGCUGUACAUUCAGACGGAGCUGUGCGACGCGUCGCUGGAGAGCCGCGUCCGCCGCGGCCGCUUCCUGCCGACGCCCCCGGCGGUCUGGGGCUUCCUCCGGCAGAUGCUCCUCGCGCUCGAGCUGCUCCACGCGCGCGGUCUGGUCCACCUCGACCUCAAGCCGGGCAACAUCUUCGUCAAGGGCGAGGACCCGCGCGGAAGUCGUGUUGCCGCGGUCUCGCCCCCCGCCCGGGGCCGGGGGGCGAGCGCGCGCGGGGGGCGCGCCUCGGACGACGCGCGUGUCACGCAGGCGAGGACUGCUACAAACUGGGCGACUUUGGCCUCGCGACGACCGCGCGCGCGCGCGGCGACGUCGUCGAGGGCGACGCGCGCUACAUGAGCAAGGAGCUGCUCGACGACGACGAUUUCAUGUCCGGCGGCAGAUCCGGUCCGCGCGACCUGACCAAGUGCGACGUCUUCUCGCUCGGCGCGACCGCGUUCGAGCUCGUGCGCCGCGCGCCGCUCGCGGCCAACGGGCCCGCGUGGCACGCGCUCCGCGACGGCGCGGCGGCGUUCCCGGCGACGGUCCCGCGCGACCUCCGGGACGUCAUCGCGGGCCUCGUCCACCCGAACCCGGCGUGGCGCCCGACGGCCGCCGCGGCGCUCCAGCAUCCCGAGCUCCAGUCGGAGGUCCAGCGCAUGGCCCUCCAGCUCGCCGCCGAGAAGCAGCACGUCCAGCAGUACCGCGAGGACGUCGCGCGCCUCUCCAAGCACCGACUCGCCCGUUCAAACACGUGGGCCUGAUUCACUCCCCCCCCCCUGGCGCCCGUACUAAGAAUUGUAAUAAAGUGGGACUCCCUGCUUCUCGGGGCCUAUCUGUAGCGCGUGUGUCCCCCCGGACCGGUGGGUCCGGAGCAGCAGUUGUAAACGUCGGCAGUUUGGCCCGACUUGUCCUCUAGACUUGUCCAUGUAUCGCCAUCAUCUUCAGUCAGUGCCUCCGCGAAUCGCGAAACCCUGCCGAUUGGCAAAUUGCGCUCGUAAAAACACUAUUCAAGAAGGGCGACAGACAUUCGUGGAAAAAUUACCGGUUGAUCUCGCUCCUCUCCGUUGUGGGUAAAUUGUACGAAUCGGUCCUCGCGAACCGUCUGUCGUGCCUGUUAGACGGCUGCGACCGCCGCGGCGACCAUCUGCUAUCGCAAUUUCAGGGUGGCUUCCGUCGCGGACGGAGCUGUCAGCACCAGAGUUGGGUCCUGUCGGAACUUAUAAAAUCGAACGCACGCCGCGGGAAGAAGACCUACGUGGCGUUUCUCGACGUCCGGAAGGCCUACCCCACGUGCCGCCGCGCCGCGAUGUUGGAACGUCUUUACGCGAAAUUGGCGGCCGCGCCUGGCGGUUCGGAGAAUCACCGCCCGAAGCUCUUCUCAGCCGUAGCCACGAUGCUUCGAACGGAGAAUUGCCGCUCGAAGGUCGUGGUGGACGGCGCCGAGUCCGCCGAAUACACGGUGGGCCACGGCCUACGUGAAGGGGCCGUGUUGAGUCCCGUCCUGUACGCGGUUUUCAUCGACGAUAUUGCGCGUCGCCUCGAGGCGUCGUUGGGGGAUAAGUUGCCCCGGGAGAUUGAAAAUCCGUUGUAUCGUUAUCUCAUUGCUAUUUCGAAGCUCCGGUUGGGCAUCCUGACCGAGCGGGGAGAAGGCUCCUAG
Messenger RNA from Pelagomonas calceolata, 2731 nucleotides. Lineage: Eukaryota; Pelagophyceae; Pelagomonadales; Pelagomonadaceae. The record is from the annotation of a GenBank genome assembly.